Colossoma macropomum (tambaqui) is the source of this 3731-nucleotide messenger RNA. Its product is annotated as acylamino-acid-releasing enzyme-like. The record is from RefSeq and is a predicted model, not a curated record. Gene Ontology annotation, biological process: proteolysis. NCBI's taxonomy places the organism in Eukaryota, Metazoa, Chordata, Actinopteri, Characiformes, Serrasalmidae. Gene Ontology annotation, molecular function: serine-type endopeptidase activity. The coding region runs from base 495 to 2771 and encodes 758 amino acids. The transcript is spliced from 22 exons.
UUUUAAGUGACUUAAAGCUGUGUGUGUCACUAAAUAAGCUGGGGUUAAGGUGAAUGGGUGGCCCCAGAUAACUGAUAACGUUACUUCCUACUCUCCUACUUCCUACUAACGCCGACUUGACUGGAGUAAACCGUAGUGAAUGUUAGCUUAGCUAACUUUAGCUGGCUAGCUAACUUAGCUAGCUAGGUUGCUAAAGUUGCGUAGGUUAAACAAAAACAAAAAGACAAUAUUGAAUCAAAUGUAACGUUAAUAUGUGGUGGACGAGAAUUCCCGCCAGGCUUAACAGUGUUAUUCCUGUCAUUAACGCCUCUUUAGUUAGCUAGCGUUAGUUAACUAGCUAGCUACGACUUCCUUGUUUUGUCUUGGAAAAGAACAGUGCUUGGUUUGAAUGAACUGUCAACAGAUUUUUCAGUGCUGAAUAACAUUAUAGCACGUGACUAGCUGCAGUCGAGUGACUUAACUAAGUUAGUUCUCGUGGGCGAUUUAGACAAAACAUGGCAUUUGCGAGAGAAUUUAAGGCCAUAUUGUUCUCUGCCCGGAGUAUGUUACUGAAUUCCCGAGUGAGUUUAUCCCGUGUGUCUGAUAAGGUACUGACCAGCCCGGAGGACAUUGCUAAGCUCUACCGGGAGCAGAGUCUUUUCCCCUCCCUCAGCCGCGCCGACGUGGGGCCAGUUAUCACUUCACAGUAUGGAGGAAAGUACAGCAACAUCUCCACAGAGUGGACUCAGCGGGAUCUGGAGAGAAAUGAGAAUGUAAAAUUCUGCCGGCAGUACAUUGUAUUUCAUGAUGACAAAUCAAUAGUCUACUCAGGCCCCUCUGGAAACUGCACAGAAAUCAAGGGAGAGUUGCUGAGCAAAGACUCUCCCUCUGGGGAUAUGAAGGCUGUUGUGAGGGCAUGCACUAUCAAAGGAGAGGAGAAACAGUUUCUCGAGAUCUGGCAUAAGAACAGUAAGAUAAAAAGCCUCAACCUUACUGCACUGAAGAAGCAUGGAAAGGUGUAUGAAGAUGAUCAGUUUGGCUGCCUAGUUUGGUCUCACUCUGAAACUCACCUCCUGUAUGUGGCAGAGAAGAAGCGGCCCAAAGCAGAGUCUUACUUCGAGUCAGGGUCUGAACCCAGUUUGCUUGGUGACGAGGAGGAGGAGGCGGUGAAAGCUGAGAAGAAGGAGGAUACCGUCAAGGGUGACCAGUUUGUGUAUUAUGAGGAUUGGGGAGAGGCUCUGGUCAGCAAGAGCACACCUGUGCUCUGUGUUUUGGACAUAGAGGGUAACAAUGUAUCUGUGCUAGAGGGCAUACCGGACAACAUCUCCCCAGGGCAGGCAUUCUGGGCACCUAAUGACACUGGUGUGGUAUUUGUAGGAUGGUGGCAUGAGCCAUUCAGACUGGGCCUGAAAUACUGUCCCAAUAGAAGGUCUUCUCUGUUUUAUGUGGAUCUUACUGGUGGGAAAUGUGAACAGUUGUCGUCAGACUCCGCUGCAGUCUGCUCUCCUCGUCUGAGUCCAGACCUCUGCCGCAUUGUCUAUCUUGAGUGUGGAGUGUAUGGCCCACAUCAGCAAUGCAGCAAGCUGUGCAUGUAUGACUGGUAUACAAAGAAGACAUCAGUGGUAGUUGAUGUGGUCAGGAGAGCCGGUGAAGAUGGCUUUACUGGAAUCUACAGCUCCAUGCUGUCUCAUCAAUGCUGGUCAACUGACAGCAAGCGAGUCCUUGUAUCCUGUGCUCAGCGAAGCCGCAAGGAUCUUCUAGUGGUUGAUACUUCUACAGGCCAAGUCACAUCUCUCACCUCUAAGUCUGACAUGGGAAGUUGGUGUCUGCUGACCAUUCAAAGGGACUUGAUGGUGGUUAGUUGUUCUUCUCCAAGCUGUCCUCCAAACCUGAGAGUGGGUUUCCUGCCAUCCAGUGGUUCGGAGAAUGAGGUUUCGUGGGUUACCCUAGAGGAAGCUCAGACACAGCCUGAAAUUGAUUGGCAGAUUCUCACUUUCACUCCACCUUCUGAUGAGGACAACAGCCAAUACCCUGGUCUGGACUUUGAUGCCAUAUUGUUGAAACCAAAGGAAGUGAAAGAGGGGACAAAACUACCACUCAUUGUCAACCCACAUGGUGGACCUCAUUCUGUGAUAGUUGCCGACUGGCUUUUGUCCCAAGCAGUUCUCUGCAAGAUGGGUUUUGGUGUCUUACAAGUCAAUUACAGAGGAUCUAUUGGCUACGGUCAGGACAGUAUCCUCUCCCUGCCUGGAAACAUCGGCACUCAAGAUGUGAAAGAUGUCCAGUUUGCUGUUGAGAGUGUUCUGACGCAAGGUGACUUUAACAGAGAGAAAGUUGCGGUUACUGGGGGCUCCCAUGGUGGUUUCUUGGCCUGCCACCUAAUUGGCCAGUACCCAGACUUCUAUAAGGCGUGUGUUGCCCGGAAUCCAGUCAUCAACCUGGCAUCUAUGAUUGGCAGCACUGAUAUUCCUGACUGGUGUAUGGUGGAAGCUGGAUUUGAAUACAGCACUAACGCCCAGUUAAACCCCACUAUCCUGGAGCAAAUGUUAAACAAGUCACCCAUAAAACAUGUGACACAGGUAAAGACUCCUGUGCUGCUUACCUUGGGAGAGGAUGACAAGCGUGUGCCUAAUAAGCAAGGCAUCGAGUACUACAGGUCUCUGAAGGCCUUGCAAGUGCCAGUCAGGUUGUUGUGGUACCCAGACAAUAACCACUCUUUGUCCAAAGUCGAUGCAGAAUCGGAUGGAUUUAUGAACAUUGCUCUGUGGAUCAUCCAGCACCUCGCUCUAUGAUUACCAGAGUUGGGGAAAUCAGGCUCUGAUGGGAUUACAUAUUUAAAAUACAAACACUAAAUAACUACAGAUUUUCACACGUUCAGAAAUUGUCACCAGUACGCUAAUGUAAAAAAUAAAGUGAUUUAAGGUCUACUUGUUAAACUCCUGAAGAGACAAGGAUGAGUCAUCCAAGUGGGGCCUUUCAAAAUUUAUUCAAUCACAGAGCACUGGUUAUGUUACACAUUCAAAAAUGUAAUCAGAAAUGUCUGUAAAUUUUAAUCCAAUACUUCCCUUCAAAGCAGAUGUACAUGUACAAUAGAAGAGUGAAAAGGAACACGCCAACUGCACCUCUUUCUCAAGUUUGUUAGUAUAGAGACCCUUAAAGUAAAAUAUCUGUCAAAGAUAAACUUAACUUUGUCCUGGUACGUAAGUGAUCAUGCGCUGUUUCUAUAAAUGUUCUGAAUGACUGAGAAAACUAGCCAAUCUGAUCCAAAGCCCUGAAUCUCUUAUAAAACCAAAGGUACUCUUGUAAACCAGCUGUAAACCAGCUGUCCUUGCCUGGUCCUGUGAUGCAAGUGGCAUAGAACUGCAAAAUGUUUUCCUUCUAAAAAACAUUUGCUGUGAUGAUGGGCUCUUUUCAGUAAUGAUGGUCUCUCUUUAGUUUGUGACUAUGCAAAGUAGCAGUUUAACUCUGUUUCCUGUUGGAUUCUUCCAGGCUGUCUAUCUAGCUGCUCUCACUAAUGAUUUUGGGUUGUUAAUUUGGGUCAUAUAAGUUAUUAGACUGGUUUAUUGUGUGUUCUAAAACUUUUACUGAAAGAGCUGCUUCAUCUCUAUUAGAAAAAAAAACGCUCAUCCUCUGCUCUGCUGCAACAUUAAUGAUUGUGUAUGAAGCACUUGGUUAUAAUUACUGAUUUUAUUUCUGGUGAUGUUUCUAUACUACCUGUUCUUUUUCAAAAUAAAUAUGUUUGUAUGGUUUAA